AUGGCGGAAGCAAGGUCGGAGCUUUUUAGUACUCCGCCGUCAAAACAAACAACAAUUAUUAAGAAUGAAGCAGUUCCAAGGGGAGUUAUUUAUUGCUGUGUUCCGCUUUGUAAAAGCUACAGUGGAAAGGUAGUCGAGGGAAAAAACGUUACUCUACACAGAAUUCCCUUAGACGAAAAAUAUAAACCGAGCAGCUGGAUACAACAACUUCGCAAUGUACGAAAUGAUUUUACUGCCAAAGCUGGAACACGAGUGUGCAGCUUGCACUUUGUGGGCAAGAGUGGGCCCAAACCAUGGUGUCCAAUUCCAACAUUAUUCCCCUCGAAGCCAGCACCUGAACCUUGUGAGAACACAGCAGUACGAAGACAACUAAAUUUUGAUUCGGGUGUACAAUAUGGCGAACCAGAAAAUAUUGAAUUAAACGCCUUGGACUUCGAGCAUUGUUUUCAUGAUUACUUGCCAAAAGAGGCAUUUAAGCCUGAAUCUGGAGAUAUUUUGCGAGACGCGACGAGAGACACAGGUUAGUGACAUAUUUUAAUAGUGUAGUUUGCCAUACGGUAAACAUCUACAUUUUUUGUAAACAUUGUCUACAUUUUUUACAUUGUCUACAUGGGCCAUACCAUUUAAUAUCCACCCCCCCCCCCAGGUGAUCUUGAUAUGCGGAAAAGUACUGGCACUAGUUGUCAAAUAGAAAUCCAUUUUAUGAUUAAAACAACUGAAUAUCUCCUGUAGUAUACUUUAUUUCAAUUCCAUAUUUUUGUCAGAGCUAUAGUUCACCUAACCAAACAUAAUUACAAAAUUUCAACUAGUUUCAUAAAGAAUAACGAAAGAUAUAAUUGACUGAAUACAUCAAAAUGGAUUUCUAUUUGGACAACCCUUUCUGAGCGCUGAUUGGCUGAAAUACGAACACGAGAUCACCUGGCCUAUGGACGAGAAUUUCUGAGGGGGUUCAAAAACCCCAUUUCCGAGGGGUUAUGCCCAUCGGCAUCCUUUGAUCUUAGCGUUUUUUCUGAGGGGUAAGGCAAAAAUUUGUAAAUUUCUGAGGGGGUGAGAGUGUUGGCACUUUGAUCUUUUUUUCUUAGGGGUUCAAUCUUUACUUAUCUCGUCCAUAUGGGGGGGGGGUGAAAUUUAAAUGGAAUGGCUCCAUUUUAGAAUACUACUUUUUGCAGACUACGGGAAUAUUAGUAUUAUAAAUAGUAUUAUAUUAGUUGUUCUUUUGAUAUGCUAAAAAUUCCUAAUGCUUCCUACAUGUAUAUUCAUAUUGUAAUAGUUUUUUCUUUUAAUGUUUAUAUAGGUAGGGAUCGCAACCGGAAGUCGGUUACGCUUUGGAACAGCUUCAAUUUCCGGUUAAUAUUUUCUCAUAUAUGCUACCUUCAACGUGUUAUUAUGCAAAAGAAAGCAAACAUAUCGUUUUAAAAUUAAUCUUUAAAAACAAAGUAGAUCUCAGUCUACAAAAUGAGUGUAUUUUCGAAGCCUGAAGUGCCGUAGUUACUUUGUUACGAAGCAUCAAAGUUCGGGCAAAUUUGCAAUUUCGCCACCAUUAAAAUCACGCGGCACGCAUUUACUCACCUACCCGGCCCUCUUCAAGCGAUUUUCCACACGUGAGCCCGACCUGAAUGCAGGUUUAAAAUAGCACCACCUUAAAGUUUAAAGCCUGAAGAUUCUUCUGAACUAUGUCGUUCUUCAACUUUUUGAGCAGAAGACUUUGUAUUUGAAAAGUCAAUUUUGAAAAGCAAGAUACGACUCAAUUUAACGCAAAAUGUCUACAACGACAGGUAUGUACAUAAACUAUAUGUUUUAAGGUUUCUUUUGAUAUAUAAUUUGUUUUGUUUAACGAUCGAGCUCACAUGUGGAAAUUCAUUUGAAUUUAGGUAAUUUUGCAAGUUUGCCAAUGGCGUGCGUCACUGGACAUGUGCUCGUGGAACUUGCAAAAUUGGGAUGAAAGAAAACGGAUUGCCCUGCUUAAAAAUGAUGAAAAACUGAGUGAUGGAAAGGUAAUCAUAAAGUAUGUUAUCGUUUAUUUAAUAAAAUCAUUGAAACAACCUGUAGUUUGGAGGACAACCAGGAGGAAAGGUGAAAAGAAGCCUUCAUGUGCUUGACCCUAAUAUAAUCAUCCCUGCGCAUGCAUGCUUGCAAAACACCCAGAGAGUAGUUGUACAGUUAUUUUACAGCUUUAUAAAGAGCAUCAGAGCAGACAUCUGUUGGCGAUGAUCGUCUGAGACUUGGAAUUACUGACCAGGUAUUGCAUGAUAUACCGAGUGUAUUAAAAACAACAGCAGGUUGUUGGUAAUACCACAGUUGUAUUUUUAACUAAUAAGUUGGUAAUCGAGUUAAGUGAAACAAGGGAGCGGAUGGGAAAAUCAUGGGUUGACAUCGUAACUUGGCUAUGUGUUCUACCAAUUGAUGUGCUGAAAACCCAACAGUAAACUGAACUGUUCAGGAUAAAUGGUAAAUUUUGAUUAGUUCAACUGAUGUCUAAUCUAUUAUUUUUCAUUCCUAUAGUGUACAUUAUCGACUUAAAGUACACCAUGAAUUAGAAGUGUCAAUGCAUUCAAACUGUGUGCCUUUCUUAAAUGAGACAGUAUGUAGAAAAUAGUGCAUGAAUGGACUCGCUCCACCAUAUCUAUGUAUGUGAGUUAUUUAACAAACAUGUGGAACUCCAUGACUGGGUCACCAGAAACAGGGAGUUACUGCAUAUUCCCUUAUGCAAAACUUUAUUGGGUCAGAGGAGUUUUCGGUUUAGAGCUGUUAGACUGUGGAAUAGCUUGGACAAUGAACUGAAACAACUCCUGUUACCAAUAAAUGAGCAAGCAGUCCAGCUUGAUAUAUAGCUCAGGAAUUUUUGUUGUCGAAACUGUAUCUUUGAUUGAUAAACUAGUGUUACAGUAAAUAUGAUUCUUGAAAAAUAACUGAUUUCCUCCUCAACAUGAGUAAGUUAUCAAUAGUAGUAUGUCAUCAGUGAUGUAAUUGGGACAUCAUCAGAUUUGUAGCGUUGUCAUGGAAACAGUCUAUGUGACGACUGACAAGUGUUUAGGAUUGGUAGGGUGUACAAGAAUGAAACUAUCAACAUAUUUCAACAAGUUAAUUUUAAGUAUAAAAUUUUCAGCAAAGAUAUGCAGAAUGUUGCAAUUAAAAUGUAUAUAAAAAUGACGUCACAUAGUUACCAUGGUAACUGAAUGAAUGAACAAUGUUGUCCGUCGUGUUGUUGAGCAUCCGACACGCAUUUAGUUUUUAAAAAUUAAUGUUUUUGUGAUGAAAAAUAUGUAUUUUAAGUGCAUAUUGUUUAUAGCUAUGACGUCAUUAUGACAUCAUCCUAUUUCCGUGGUAACGCAGUUUUGUAACAUUUUAUCAACUAGUAUUACUUAUUUGACAUAUAACAUGUCAUACAACACUUUUGUAAUGGUUUUUAAGUAAUAAAUUAAAUCAUUUCAGUUUCCGUGUUUUUUCUUUGUCAUUUCAUGACGUCAUACGGUUUCCAUGGCAACGAUAAGUGUCCAGCUGUUACACUAUGCUGUUGCUUUGUAUGUCACCAUUGUCCUCUGAAAAUAUUGUGGUGAUUGGAUGAAAUGUCUAGAAGUUAUGACCUUAUAUGUUCAAAAAUCCACUUAAAACCAAGCAUUUUGGUGCCACAUUUCACACUCAGCUGUAAUACAUUUAUACAGUGUCGCUCUUCCAAAAAUUGGACUAAAAUUCCAAUAUUCAAAUUGCUGUAACUUUUGAUUGCCUUGACCGAUUUUGAUAAAACAAACACCAUUAUGUUUUAAAUCACGAUCUCUAUCAAACUAGCCUACGUGCGCAGCCCCCUUGUAAAUUUGAAAUUUUGACUGCUAUCCCUAAUAUAGGUGUCCAGUUUUGUUCCGCUUCAGUGGACAAACAUGUUCAAACCGAAACUGUGCAAGUGAAAGAGAUUGGAGUGCUGCCUUCACUCACUGCUGAAGAUCUUAAAGGAGAUGAUCAAAAGACUAGAUUUUAUACAGGAUUUGUAAAUUUUGGAACAUUCAUGUCGAUUUUCAACAAUUUGCUGCAAGUGGCUAGCAAACUAAAUUACUGGACUGGAAAGGAUUCCCUUAAGGAUAAACCAUACUUAGAAGAUGAAAAUAGGCAGAAACCUGGACCCAAACGAAAGAUGAG
Molecule: messenger RNA, 4131 nt
Organism: Paramuricea clavata
Lineage: Eukaryota; Metazoa; Cnidaria; Anthozoa; Malacalcyonacea; Plexauridae
Source: the annotation of a GenBank genome assembly